AUGAGGGGUAUCUGGAACUUCGUCAGCAAGACUCAACUUGCGAGAAACCCAUUAUUUCAGCUUAGGACCAUGACCCAUCGAGAUUUUGGGAAGCCCCACGAGCAGGAGCUCCGCACGCUCCUGUCAAACAUGAGGCGUGAUCUGCAACAGGCAGAAGAAGAAAAACGACAGGUGGAAGAAAAAACACGACAGUUGAAAAUACAGAUGCUGCCAACUUCCCUUCCUGAGUUUUUAGAUGCCUGUCACGUUCAUUUAUCUGUGAGUUUCUCCUCACGUAUCAACCACCAGACCGGAACCAAAGGAGUGCCUGAAAAUGCUAUAUCCAAGCUGCGCCCCGAUAAAAUCCGAGAAUGGACCACCUUCCCUCAGGAGCAGUCACUUGUAUGGAAGGACCUUUUUGCCACCAACUUUAUUUCAGAAGGGCAUUUCACAUCCUUUAACACACUAAGAGAAUCGGGCGAUGAGUUACGGCAGAGGUCACUGGGCUCCGAGAUAGACCUAGUCUUUUAUCAGCGCUAUGCCGUUGAAGAUCGUGUAUCCGCUGUUAUUCGACAACUAUAUUCCAAUCAAAGCCUCCGAAAUAUAUUCAACCUCAAGGGUGAAAUAUGGUUUGAAAACCACGGAAACAGUCUAAGUACCGAAUACAUAUACUCUGGGCCGGGCGUCAGGUCUCCACAACAGCCACCGGCGUGCAGGCAGCGGGAGGGGGUCGGUAGGGAUGGGAAUGCUCGCCAUUUAACUCCAACUGUGCGAUCAAUAUCGUGUCGCCCUCGUGCCGAUCAGUUUUGUGUGUACAAUACGGGACCCGGUGAAAAAAUACCGGCUUACAUUGUCGAGUACAAGGCACCACACAUAUUUACCAAGGGUGUUAUAGAGGCAGGGCUUAUGGAUAUGGAUGUUGACAAAGUGAUUAUGUACACAAGGGCAGGCCAUGGGGUGAAGGAAGCCCGCAGGACAGUUGCCGCAUGUAUAUCGCAGACAUUUUCAUACAUGAUUCAAGCCGGCCUGGAGUAUGGCUAUCUAUGCACUGGAGAAACGUUUAUAUUUCUCCGUGUGGAUCCUGAUGACCCUACCACUGUCUACUAUUAUCUCUCUGUCCCGAACGAUGAUGUUGGAGAAACUACCGGCUGGGUCAGCGGUACUAACUGCGAAAAUAGAUUACAUCUGACGGCAAUAGGCCAGGUGAUGACUUUCACACUUCGCGCAUUGAGAACUCCUCCCCGUGACCAGGCCUGGCGUAACCAUGCUGAAAUGGUGCUCAAAAAAUGGAAAGUGAAGCAUAACGAUUUUGUGUCUGAUUCGGAAAAUAGCAGCGGCAAGAAACUGUCGGAAUACAAGCGGAAUCGACCGAGCAGAAAUGAAUAUAUACGCAUGUCACCAAUCAAGACAUGGUCAAAGGGUCCUGUCGCCAACGACUCGUGUCGUAUCACCGAGAAGACAUCAACAAACUGGGAGAUUAGUAAAAAUGGCAGCAGUGUGAAUGGCGUAUAUGAUUCUGACAGUCCAAGCACGAGGCUUCCUGUUCGUCCAUCGAAUAUCAUGGUCGUUGUACCCCCUCCGAAAUCAGCUCAAGGGGGUGGCAAUACACAAACGAGUGUGCAGAGGGAAUAUUGCACGCAGAAAUGUCUUCUAGGUUUGGUAAAUGGUGACCUUCUUGACAGAAACUGCCCGAAUGUGGCUAGCCACGGGGGUGGUAAACGGCAUGAUAUUGACCACCACGAAUUGUUAAGAUUGGCUCGUUCGCAGAUCCUGAGAAAUGACGGGGGUCCUUUCGGCUGCGAAUCUAUGCAUAAACAUGGAAUAUCUGCAACUUCGUUCGACUUUACUCUCUUCUCACACGGCUAUCGCUGUGUAGCCAAAGGAACGCCUGUUGAAUUCGGGUAUUCCGCAUACGAAGAACAUGUAUACCAACGUUUACAUUCCAUUCAAGGAACACGAAUACCCGUUUGCCUGGGAAGUGUGGAUGUAUCCUGCCGCCCCUUGUUUUACGAUGGUAUUGCGAGAAUUGGUUAUCUACUGCUCCUCAGCCAUGCAGGGACACCCACCAAGUUCCAUGACGGCCCAGAUAUACGUCCAAGCUUUCACAAGGCUGUUUCUGAUAUUCAUCGUCUAGGGGUUCGACAUGAUGAUUUGCAUGACGGUAACGUAUUUUGGAACGCAGAGAAUAAAGGGGCGAUGGUUAUAGAUUUUGAGCGAGCAAAAAUGUUAUCCAAACGGGGUUCCACGAAGGAGACAGCUUCCAAGAAGAAGAAACCAGACGUCGCUGCAGCUUGA
This is a messenger RNA of Histoplasma capsulatum G186AR, 2274 nucleotides long. RefSeq lists its product as uncharacterized. Lineage: Eukaryota; Fungi; Ascomycota; Eurotiomycetes; Onygenales; Ajellomycetaceae. The coding region runs from base 1 to 2274 and encodes 757 amino acids. The record is from RefSeq and is a predicted model, not a curated record. The transcript has a single exon.